Molecule: messenger RNA, 1074 nt
Organism: Linderina pennispora
Lineage: Eukaryota; Fungi; Kickxellomycota; Kickxellomycetes; Kickxellales; Kickxellaceae
Product: thiamine diphosphate-binding protein
Exons: 4
Coding region: 1-1074 (357 amino acids)
Biological process (GO): pyruvate decarboxylation to acetyl-CoA
Molecular function (GO): pyruvate dehydrogenase (acetyl-transferring) activity
Source: RefSeq, a predicted model, not a curated record
AUGUCUGCUGCUCUCAAGUCGCUGUUCAAGACGCCGGCCGCCGCUCGCCUGGCCUCGCGUAGCCCGCGUGCCCUGUUUGGCUCCAUCCGUUAUAACACCACCGUUGCCGGUGAGCAGAUCACUGUCCGUGAGGCCCUGAACGCGGCUAUCGACGAGGAGAUGGAGCGUGACGAGAAGGUCUGGCUCCUCGGCGAGGAGGUCGCGCAGUACAACGGUGCUUACAAGGUAACCGCGUUAUUCGACACCCCCAUUACCGAGAUGGGCUUUGCUGGUAUUGCCGUCGGUGCUGCCUUCCACGGCACCAAGCCCAUUUGCGAGUUCAUGACCUUCAACUUUGCCAUGCAGGCCAUUGAUCAGGUCGUCAACUCGGGCGCUAAGACCUACUACAUGUCGGGUGGCUCCACCAGCUGCCCCAUUGUGUUCCGCGGUCCCAACGGUGCCGCCGCCGGUGUCGGUGCCCAGCACUCGCAGGACUACGCCUCGUGGUACGGCCAGAUCCCCGGUCUCAAGGUUGUCAGCCCGUACGACGCCGAGGACGCCAAGGGUCUGAUGAAGGCUGCGAUCCGCGACCCGAACCCCGUCAUUGUGCUCGAGAACGAGCUCAUGUACGGUACCAGCUUCCCGGCCACCGCCGAGAUGGCCAGCAAGGACUUUGUCAUCCCGCUCGGCAAGGCCAAGACCAUGCGUGAGGGCACUGACCUCACCAUCGUCACCUACUCGCGCCCGGUUGCCUUCGCCAUGGAGGCUGCCGAGCUCCUGGCCAAGGAGGGCAUCAACGUCGAGGUCCUCAACCUGCGCUCGAUCCGUCCUCUGGACCUCGACGCCAUUAUCAAGUCGGUCAAGAAGACCAACCACCUCAUGACCGUCGAGCAGGGCUUCCCGCAAUUCGGCGUCGGCUCUGAGGUGUCGGCCCAGAUCAUGGAGUCGGAGGCCUUUGACUACUUGGACGCCCCGGUCUGCCGUGUCACCGGUGCCGAUGUCCCGAUGCCCUAUGCCCAGAACCUCGAGAGCCUUGCCCUGCCCGACACCGAGGUCAUCUACAAGCAGGUCAAGCGGGUCCUCAACAUCGAGUAA